Messenger RNA from Alternaria burnsii, 747 nucleotides. RefSeq names its product nucleolar protein nop52 variant. The coding region runs from base 1 to 747 and encodes 248 amino acids. Lineage: Eukaryota; Fungi; Ascomycota; Dothideomycetes; Pleosporales; Pleosporaceae. Gene Ontology annotation, cellular component: nucleus; preribosome, large subunit precursor; preribosome, small subunit precursor. The transcript is spliced from 3 exons. Gene Ontology annotation, biological process: rRNA processing. The record is from RefSeq and is a predicted model, not a curated record.
AUGGCAUCAGACGCACAAAACAACCCCUUCAUAAGGAAUCUCGCCUCUAGCGACAAGAAGGUUCGCGAUGAAGCACUCAACUCACUCAAAACCUAUCUGGGCGCGCAAUCAGAGAUAUCGGAAUUGGACCUACUGAAACUAUGGAAGGGACUGUUCUAUUGCCUAUGGAUGCAAGACAAACCCGCCCUCCAGCAAGGCCUAUCGCGCGACCUUGCUUCUAUAGUCUCGAGCCUCCGAACGCCCGUCGUACUGCCCUUCAUCCGCGCUUUCUUCCUCACCAUGUCCCGCGAAUGGACCCAUAUUGAGGCGCUGCGAUUAGACAAGUACCUCUACCUUAUCCGCCAAUACCUCAAUGCAUCCUUCAAAUUUCUGAGCAAAAACAAGUGGAAGAAGAGUUUGCUAGAGCAAUGGAAUGCUGUCAUGGAGGAGAUACCCCUGGAAUGCCAGAAUAUGAGAAUUCCAAAUGGAUUGAGAUACCACGUCAUGGAUGUUUGGGUCGAUGAGAUGGAGAAGGUUGAGGGAGAGGCAUGGGAGAAAGAAGACAAGAAAGAGACAUUGGAGACGCUGGUGCUGCCUGUUGAGAAGAUGGCCAAGGACGGCAAACUGAAGCCGCUAAGAAACGCGGCGAAAGAGUGUUUAGCUGAUGAUAGGAUAAGAGCAUGGAGAGGGCAGGAACUGGAGGAGGCCAUGGAGGAUGCCGAAGAGGAGGAGGAUUCGGAGGCAGAGUGGGGAGGCUUCGCAGACUAA